GUUCACUGACAACAACCACACUACACUAUUCAGCGACAUUCGCUAAGAUAUACCUCCCACAAUGGCUCAUCGUUCAGCAGACAUCGACCUGGUCUGUUUAGUCUCAGAUGUCAUUACAGCGUUAGGGGGGACCUUCAGACACUCCCCCCGAUUGUACCGCGACCUAAAGGUAUCACUGGCUAUAAUGGCUCUGGAGAUACACAAUGUAGAUAUUUAUGUGGCCCUCUCCGAAGAGCCAAACUUACGGCGGACAUUCGAGAACAUGGCGGAAGCGUUGGACAGGGCUUUCCGCAAGGACUUCGUGAACACAAAGUAUCAGCAGUUAAAGGCAGGAGAAGAAACGCAACCUCCUGGGCUCUCCAAGUGGUGGCCUCGGUUGUUCACCAGUUGGACCGACAGCCCGAAAGAGUAUAUGAAGAAUUGGACACAAACUCCUUACCCAUAUCUUGGACUGGUGUCUGAGCUUCUUCAAAGUUCUUUACAACGAGAGCUACGGAUAGGAGAGCUCAUAAUUGAUGAUUAUCGAGUUAUUCGAGAUCUGACCAACUUGGCCAAUGAGCUGGUAGAACAACUCGAUCGCGGUCAAUCUUUUGAUGAUGACGAAGACUUCACUGAAAAGGCACAGCCGAACCCGUCGAUCAGCGAGGCGGCCAUUCGUGGUGAGACCAGCAUUCGCUAUCUGUCGCAAAAUCUCUACCACACACUGCACGAGAAUUGGCCUUGUCAAUUGGAAGGGCAUGAGCAUGGCAGAAAACUAGGCCAUUGUGUGGAAGCAAAAUUCUGCCUUGACCCCCAGUGGAGCUCUCGAGAUCCGGAUCCGUCGCGCGAUAGCUUUUUCAUCCUGUUGGCGGGUUCAGAUAUCAUUCAGGAGUGCCGGGUUCGUUGGCUUCCUACCGAUGUUAUGAUUGAAGCGAACACCCUUGCGUGCCUUGUAGAUCACGAAGCCUCGAAAGACGUCUGCUUACAACUGGCGAAGGACGACAAUAACCGACUUUGGGGUCUGGAAUUAGGGCAGCCACUUGAGGUCCUACAGCUGGCGGAAGAGUGUACUGGAAGAUCUCUUGAAAGCCUUCGAAAGUUGCUGGAGAUUGUGAAGCCCACAUAUGCAGCAAAGCGAGUUCUGGGGCUGACAUUAGCGCGGUCUCUUCUGCACCUUCUGGAAGGGCCAUGGGUCAGUUCGUAUCUAUCCAUCGAUGAUAUCUUCAUCUUCUGCAAAGUGCAGAAUGGCUACCCAUACCCAUUAUUUGACAAAGUAUUCCUCUCCACGGCUUUUAAGACAAUUGGUGGCGAAUGCGGUCCCCAGGCUAGCCGACGGCCUCCUUACAGUAUUCACCCGUUUCCGACAAUCCUUGCCCUCGGCAUUGCGCUGGCCGAAAUGGAGCUAGGGGACGAGCUUCUUGACAUCUACGGUCAGCCAUCUUUUGCUGGACUGAGGAACAAGCCAUCUAGGCUUGCAAAAAAGCUGUGGGAAGAGUGUGAGCGUCGGUUCCAUUUGGGGACUGGUUUAAUGCGGACCGUCAGGUUUUGUACGGAUCAAACGGCAUUCCUUCGCUUCGCCGACAUGGGCAAGGAAACUGUUUUCACAGAUUCAGAAUUUGUGGAUGUCUAUUACAGGAAUGCGAUCAGACCGUUGGAAGAAGACCUUGUGAAUGGGGCAAAGUGGACGUGGGAUGAAGUAAAUAGGCUCCAGCGCCGCGACCUUGUCGAUCAGGGAGUCUGCAAAAUCAUCAAGUUGAACAUUGAUCCCCCUUUACAUGAGAGCAGUGAACGAAUGCGGAAUGCAGAACCAAAGUGGAGCAAGCCACCAGGACAUGUGUCAGGCUUAGUCGCAAUACCAGAGGCCAAUGGUUCCAUGGAAGAUUCCCAGCAGAAUCUCUCUAGCGACGAAACCCUGCGUAUCAAUGACAAGGCAAGUCAUUGUCAACCAUCCGACACGCAAGAGCCUGUGAGACCGAAGACUAGAGAUGGCUUCGACGUAGCCAUCAUUUGUGCACUCCCUAUAGAAGCCGAUGCGGUUUUGUCUGCUUUCGACCAUCACUGGGACAAAGAAUUGUACGGCAAGGCAACGAAUGAUCCCAACUUUUACUCUGUGGGCGUUAUGCGUGGUCGAAAUGUUGUUUUGGUUCAUCCUCCACGCUCUGGCAAAGCACCUGCCGCCAAUGUCGCUACCGCUUGUGCCAUGAGCUUUACCAAGGUGACGCUGGCUCUCAUUGUCGGAGUGUGCGGGGGCGUUCCAUUCAAAGAUAACAAGGAGGAGAUCCUACUUGGUGAUGUUGUGAUUAGCAAAGGAGUCAUACAAUAUGAUCAUGGACGACAGUACUCGGACGGAUUUAAACGGAAGAUUGAAAUGGAAGCAGCAUUAGGUAGACCGAACCCACAAAUUGGCUCGGUUUUGGCGGCACUAGAAACUCAGUUUCACCGAGAGAACGUCCAGCAUAAGAUAACCGCCUUCCUCGACAACUUGGACGACGAUGUGACAUCCUAUCCUGGACAUGUGGAAGAUAGGUUGUUCCCAUCAUGGUAUCGUCAUAAACACCACAAUCACCAGGUAUGUCGAGUGUGUGCGGAUUGCUGGAAUAAUGACGACUCCGUCUGCGACAUUGCCCCGGAAUUAAACUGUCAAGUGGCCGGUUGCGAGGAUAUACGCAUCGUAAAACGACAUAGGCAAAAUCAAAGGAACCAACCGUUUGUUCAUGUCGGUCUCAUAGCAUCUGGAGACAGCGUUCUCAAGUCCGCUACACAUCGGGACCAGAUUGCAGAGAACGAGAAUGUCAUUGCAUUUGAGAUGGAAGGAGCAGGUGCUUGGGAUGCCCUACCCUGUGUUGUUAUUAAGGGUGUCUGUGACUACGCUGAUAGUCAUAAGAAUAAAUUAUGGCAGAAAUAUGCAGCAAUUACUGCGGCGGCUUGUGCUAGGGAAUUUAUCCAGCACUGGUAG
Molecule: messenger RNA, 2935 nt
Organism: Aspergillus welwitschiae
Lineage: Eukaryota; Fungi; Ascomycota; Eurotiomycetes; Eurotiales; Aspergillaceae
Product: 5'-methylthioadenosine/S-adenosylhomocysteine nucleosidase family protein
Exons: 2
Coding region: 62-2935 (957 amino acids)
Biological process (GO): nucleoside metabolic process
Molecular function (GO): catalytic activity
Source: RefSeq, a predicted model, not a curated record